CCUCCCUCUCAGUUCUGAGUUUCUUUGCUUCACUCGGGUCUCGCGCUCCUGCUGCACAAACUUCAGCAGCGCGAGGACUUCAUUAUUUGUGCUUUACUCGGCGCGAGCGCAGCGCAGCACAGCGCGUGGACUGGACUGAAGGCACCGCGCGCGAUGAACGGCACGCUCUUCAACCGGACCGCGUUUACGCGCGGCGCGCUACUGGACCUGGUAGACUGCUGCGCGCGCAAUGGCACGGAGGUGAGCGCGAGCGACGGCGGCGGCGGGUCCCUCGCGCUCGAGCAGGAGGAGCGGCGGCUGUUCGUGACGCGCGUGGUGCAGAUCGCCGUGCUGUGCGUACUGUCCCUCACCGUCAUCUUCGGGGUCUUCUUCCUCGGCUGCAACCUGAUGAUCAAGUCCGAGAGCAUGAUCAACUUCCUGGUGCGCGAGCGGAGACCCUCCAAGGACGUGGAGGCGGUGAUGAUCGGCCUGAGUUAAGAGUCGGGGGCGCGCGCUCCGGGCUGCGCGCUCCGGGCGCCGGAGGUUCACGAGGACGCGCAGUACACGGGUCCGGUCCAGAGGGGGCCGGAUCAAUGGACAAGCUCGAGAACUGCGAUUCGGAGAAACGGAAGGAUUUUUUUGCACGCGCAAGAUAUGAGAAUGUAUUGAUGUUUUUGAAUGUUUACGUAGCUCUUUGUACUUGCAACUUUUUUGGACGAAUAGACGAUGUGUAUGUGUGUGCGCGCGAGCGUGGAAAAUACGCAACACAUGCUCGCACUCAAAAACAUGAAUCAAGAAGGUUUCUGAUUAAAUUGAUCAGACUUUGUUUAUAAGAUUUUGUUCGAUGCCUCUGUUUAACUGAAUGCAAAUUGAUGGAACAAUCAUGGAAAUCUGACAUAUGGCAUAGUGCAUGCAUACAUACAGCUCUGGAAAAAAAUAAGAGACCACUUCAGUUUCUGAAUCUGUUUCUCUGAUUUUGCUAUUUAUGAGGUAUAUGUUUGAGUAAAACGAACAUUGUUGUUUUAUUCUAAUAACUAUGGAAAUUUCUCCCAAAUUCGUAAUAUAAAUACUGUCAUUUAGAGCAUUUAUUUGCAGAAAAUGAGAAAUGGCUGAAAUAACAAAAAAAUGCAGAGCUUUCAGACACCAAAGAAAACUAGUUCAUGAUGAUAACAUUUUAAGAGUUCAGAAAUCAAUAUUUGUUGCAAUAACCCUGGUUUUUAAUCACAGUUUUUAUGCAUCUUGGCAUCAUGUUCUCCUCCACCAGGCUUGCGCACUGCUUUUGGAUAACUUUAUGCCACUCCUGGUGCACAUAUUCAAGCGGUUCAACUUGGUUUGAUGGCUAGUGAUCAUCCAUCUUUCUCUUGAUUAUAUUACAGAUGUUUUCAAUUUGGUAAAAUCAAAGAAACUCAUAAUUUUAGGUGGUCUCUUAUUUUUUUCCCAGAGCUGUAUAUAUAAGCAUAAUAAUUACAGACUGUAGUCCUGUAAAUGUUUCUCUGCAUACUUUAUUAUUAUCCUCCUUUCAUCCUGUUCUUCGAAGAUCAGGACCUUACCUUACACCACAGUGCUGAAAUGUGUUUAAUUAUUUCAUUUAUUUAUUUGCUGCAUUAUUCUCAUUAUCAGCUCUACAGUGACACUGCCAGUGUGUAUGUAUGUUAGUAGUAGGUUAGUGUGUGUUGUGCUGUGUAUACAAGUGGCUCAGACAUAGCAGUGCUGCUGGAGUUUUUAAACAUCUCAGUGUAACUGGGGAAGCAUCCUAUGAGCACUUUUAAAGAACACAAGAAGAAGACUGUACAAGAUGGAGCAGCUAUAGGUAGGAGUGUCUAAUAGACAGAGGAGACAGUGAGUUGACACAGUGUUUAAGAACUCCAUCAGCACUGCUGUGUCUGAUCCGCUUUUACUAGCUCAAUACAAUCUAACACACCAACCACCUUGCUAGUGUCACAACAGUACUGAUAAUGACCCACCACCCAAAUUAUACCUGUUUUGUGGUGGUCCUGAUCAUUGAAGAGGAGGACAAUACUACAGUAUGCUUUACGCAGAGAAACAGUAACAGGACUACAGUCUGUAAUAAUAUAAUACAACUACAAAGUGGUCCUAUUUGUUGAGGACUAUGGACCAUAUAAUUAUCUUUAAUUGGAAUGUACUUAUGUAAUAUUUAUGCAAUAUAUUUUUAUUAUAUCUUGGUAAAGAGAAUAGAGAAUAGUUGAGUAGUUAAAAAAUAGGCAGGGUUAUUAAAAUUGGCAAGUCAGAUAUAUUUCAGUAUGUAACAGAAAAAUCUAUAUUUUAAAAUUAUAUAUAUAUAUUAUCAUAUAUCAGAUUUCUGCGUAAGGUUAUGUAAAUUUUUGAAUGUCGAUGCCGAUGUAAAAUUCCAACUGUAUGGAGCAGUUUGUUGCGUUCAGGGUUGUUUGACUCUUGACUCUUUUGCAGUGAAACUAUGUUUACAUGUUUUUACCUCAACUCCAGAGCAGAAUGUCCUUCAGACUUUUCCACGUCGUUUUGAACCUCUUCCAAAAUGCAUGGACGUUAAUGGUGGAGUAAAUGUAGCCUAUGCAUCUGCACCGUUGGUGUUUCUUCUUUUUUCUAAAGCUGUUCUUCAGAUGUAUUUUUCUCUACCUUGUGGCAGAAAGCACGCUGAUCUGGCGGGGGGACGCUUGCACGUUUCCUUCUUCGUCCCUCGCCGUUGCUGUGUGUGUGUGCGUGUAUGUAUGUGUGUGUGUGUGUGUAUGUGUGUCUUAAUGGGAGUUGGUCAGUUCAGCUCUCAGCAUGCACCAGGUGCUUUUCUGUACUACACUCUCUGAUGAAACCUCAGUGCUGCAUGAAGUCUUUCUUCUGUUUUUUUGUACACGAUAAUGAUGAGACUUGAAGUCGUGCAGCAUGUUGUGUCAAUAAAGAAGCUAUUUCAAAUCUGA
Astyanax mexicanus (Mexican tetra) is the source of this 2888-nucleotide messenger RNA. RefSeq names its product reprimo-like (gene rprml). The record is from RefSeq and is a predicted model, not a curated record. The transcript has a single exon. NCBI's taxonomy places the organism in Eukaryota, Metazoa, Chordata, Actinopteri, Characiformes, Acestrorhamphidae. The coding region runs from base 154 to 477 and encodes 107 amino acids.